ACUAAACGGCGUAUAAAUCCGCUACUUGAGUUUUCAAGUGCGUCAUUUCAGAUAUCAUGGCGUCUUCGCUUGCGAAGAAAUGCGCGUCACCGGCAAUUCUCAAAACACUUUCAGCUCCUCAAUUGAGGAUGCAAUGUGGGUAUCACAAAAAGGUUGUGGAUCACUAUGAGAACCCAAGAAAUGUGGGGUCAUUGGAUAAAAAUGGCAAGAAUGUGGGCACAGGGUUGGUUGGUGCCCCUGCUUGUGGAGAUGUGAUGAAACUGCAGAUCAAGGUGGAUGAGGCUGGGAAGAUUGUAGAUGCCAAGUUUAAGACCUUUGGCUGUGGCUCUGCUAUUGCUUCAAGUUCCUUAGCCACAGAGUGGGUGAAAGGCAAAUCUAUUGAUGAAGCCCUCAAGAUAAAAAACACUGAGAUUGCUAAGGAGCUUAGCCUUCCACCAGUCAAACUGCACUGCUCAAUGCUGGCUGAGGAUGCCAUUAAAGCAGCUUUGGCAGACUACCUUCUGAAACAGGAAGUUGAACCGGAUGAGAAGACUGCCAUGGCCCUCAACUAGGAGGCGCACUUGAUCCUCUAAAUCAGUGGUUCUCAACUGGUGCUUCACGACCAAAAGGGUUUUCAGGUCUUUUCUGAUUAGGUUGUGGGGAGCAGGGAAAUGAAAAGUAUUAAAAUCCAGCUAACCAUAUAAACAUGCAAAGUUAGAAUAAGCCAAAAA
This is a messenger RNA of Carassius carassius (crucian carp), 710 nucleotides long. RefSeq names its product iron-sulfur cluster assembly scaffold protein IscU-like. Bases 57 to 551 code for a protein of 164 amino acids. Gene Ontology annotation, biological process: iron-sulfur cluster assembly; intracellular iron ion homeostasis. The record is from RefSeq and is a predicted model, not a curated record. Gene Ontology annotation, cellular component: cytoplasm; mitochondrial matrix. Gene Ontology annotation, molecular function: ferrous iron binding; 2 iron, 2 sulfur cluster binding. The transcript is spliced from 5 exons. Lineage: Eukaryota; Metazoa; Chordata; Actinopteri; Cypriniformes; Cyprinidae.